GAAGAAGAAGCAUGCAAGUUAUGUAAUUAUGGGCAACCUAAAAAUGUUUUGCAGUUUUCUUGUUUUUCAACUUUAGAAGAGAAAACUUGAAAGAUUUCAUGCUUCUAAUUUUCUUUUUUGAGAUCAUUUCUUUUUCAUAAUUCUUUUUGCUCUCUCUCUCUCUCUCUCUCUCUCUUCUUCUUCUUCCUUUGGCUAUCUCCACUCUCUGACACACUGCUCUCCAUAUGGCGUAAACACUUGAUGCCUGAUAGUGCAAGCAAAGCAAAGCAAGCACACCCCACCUUUAAUCUCCUUCACUAAAACCUCACUGUUUUUUCUCUCUGUCUGUUUAAAACAAAAAAAAGAAAAAAAAGAAGAAAAAUCUGCUUUUCUUUGUCUCUCUCUUCUCUCUCCUUUUUGGCCUCUCAAACCCUACUAUAAGCUCCUUGUUUAGUGCUUGCUUCACUAGCCAAAACCACCUGCAAAACUCUCUAUUUUCUGUUCUUCGUUUCUCUACCCUCUCUUCUCCUUCACCACCCCAUUUGUUAUAUCCUUUUUCUUAAAAAGGAAAAAUCUAUAUUCUCCUUUCUUUCUUUCUUUAUCUUAUUCUUGGCAUGAAACUUAUAUCCACUCUUAAGAGCACUGUCAUGGAAGGUGUUUAAAGUAGUCAAGAUAUAUAUAGUAUAUAACAAAGAGAAGUUCAUCUUGAGAGGGAUUUCUUGAAUCUUGAUCUUGUUGCCUUCAUAGAUUAUUGAGUCUUUAGGUCAUCCUUUUGGCAUUUCUUGAACAGGAAAAAUUAAACAAAGGGUCUUUUUUUUUUUUUCUUUAAUGUUCUUAUUAGUUAUCCUCUUCCUCUCCAUCUAUCAUUUUCUUUUAGGAAGUUGUUGAGUAGUGUUUGACUCUCUCUUUCUCUCUCUCACUUUCAAGGAAAUGUGUGGAGAGAGAAAGCUGUUGAUUUGCUCAUAUUGUUCUGCUCUCAUUGCCAGCUUCUGUCUACAGCAUCACUGAAAAUUUCCUUCCUCCUUUCUAUUUUUCUUUUUCCUUCUAAGUUGACCUUUGAAUUCGGAAACAAAAGAAUAUGAGAUGGAUAUCCUAUGCCUAAGGUAGUUGAUCAUUUACACUUUUCUUUGAUUUGAGCUUUUGAUCAAAAGAAUUUAGCCAUUGUGCCAUCAAUUACCUUAAACGUAGAUCAAACCUCCUUCAUAAUUGCAUUUCCUCAGGGUGGGUCAUUGCUUCUUUUCUUUUCUUUUCUCCUUUCAAAUAUCUUCUUAUUUAAAAGGGUUUUGCAAGAAAGAAUAGUGUUUUAAAGUAUCAUUUAUCAAGAAUUAUAAAUAGUUUAUAAUUCUCCAACUGUGUUGCUGCUUCUAAAAGAGUAGACAUUUGACCAUAGAAAAAAAAUAAUAUUUUGUUAGGAUUUUUUUUUUCAUAAGAAACAAGACACUUUUAAUCUAAUCAUUUAAGCUAGCUUCCUUAACUCUCUCUCUUGUCUUCUUCUUUCUUUUGGUCUCCAAACAAAGAAGCAAGAUACAAAGCAAAUAAUAGCCUAAAAGAAGUGAAAGAGAGAGAGAUAGAAGAAGGAAAUGGAACUUUCAAGUCAUGAAGUGGAAAUCCCCAUUCCAUUAAACAGUACAUAUGGUGGGGGGCAUGGUCAUGCUCAUGGUGGUCAUGGACAUGGUCACAUGAUCCAUCAUGAUCAUCAUAAUUCUACACCCCACAACCACAUAAUCCCUUCUUCAGCUCCCCAAUUGACUUCCAAUAAUGGCCCAUCAUCUCUACCGAACACAGGCCUUGAUGACCAUCAUCAUGUUACUAGUACUACUUCUACUUUCAAGAAAAUGGUGAAAUACAAAGAAUGUCUCAAGAAUCAUGCAGCUGCAAUGGGAGGCAAUGCUACUGAUGGUUGUGGUGAAUUCAUGCCUAGUGGUGAAGAAGGUAGCAUUGAAGCAUUAACUUGCUCAGCUUGCAAUUGCCAUAGAAAUUUCCACAGGAAAGAAAUAGAUGGCGAAACAAAUCCCUGCGAUUAUUACCCACCACAUUUCAACAGGGUUGGAAGGAAAGUCAUAUUAGGCCAUCAUAAGAACAUUUUAGCCCCUGAAGCUUUAGGGUACCCUACAGGAACAGGAACACUUGUGCCCUCAAGAGCAACAGUAGCACCCCACCAUCAGAUGAUAAUGUCUUACAACAUGGGUGGCUCUUUACCGUCAGAAUCUGAUGAACAAGAAGAUGGUGGUGGGGUAGUGAUGGCUAGACCUCAACAACUAGUGAAGAAAAGAUACAGGACAAAGUUUUCACAGGAACAGAAGGAGAAAAUGCUCAACUUUGCAGAGAAAGUGGGAUGGAAGAUACAAAAGCAAGAAGAAGCUGUAGUGCAACAGUUCUGUCAAGAGAUUGGUGUCAAGAGAAGAGUACUUAAGGUUUGGAUGCACAACAACAAGCAUAAUCUAGCUAAGAAGAGUCCUCUUAUCACUGCUACUACUACACCAACUAUCACUACUACUCCUCCUACUACUACUUAAUUAAGAAGAUUAUUAACUCUAAAACUUCAUUAUCUCCUUUUUUCUCUUUUAGUUUGUGGUACAAUUAGCCCUACUUAUUACUAUUAGCUAAAAAGUUUUUUUUUCCCUUUUUUUACUUUUCUUUACAAUCUUUUUUAUAUGAUCCUUCUUUUUGGGCACUCUUCUUUAAUUAUUACUCUUGACUUGAUAUUUUGAAAUAAUAUUUGGUGGUGUAAUGUAGUUUAGGAAAACUGGGUUUGGUAGAGUUUCAUCAGAUUUGAGUGAUUAUCAUGUUCUUCUCCAGUCCAUUUUGGUAUAGAAAUGGCUGGGAUUGCAACACUAAUAGUCUUCGUGUUUCCAGUAUUAAUCAGUCCAUUGAAUAGCUUUUUACUAUUAUUUAAUUCCCCUUUAUCUACUCUUUAGAUAAUUAUAUAUAUUGAGAUGUUUCAGCAAUUUAAUCAUAUGUAUUAAACUGGGUAUGCCUAUUUAACAUCCUAAAUGCAUAUCAUACACCUACUUUCUUAAUUAG
Ricinus communis (castor bean) is the source of this 3003-nucleotide messenger RNA. Its product is annotated as zinc-finger homeodomain protein 3. Gene Ontology annotation, cellular component: nucleus. Gene Ontology annotation, molecular function: DNA-binding transcription factor activity; transcription cis-regulatory region binding. The transcript has a single exon. The coding region runs from base 1560 to 2495 and encodes 311 amino acids. The record is from RefSeq and is a predicted model, not a curated record. Gene Ontology annotation, biological process: regulation of developmental process; regulation of DNA-templated transcription. Lineage: Eukaryota; Viridiplantae; Streptophyta; Magnoliopsida; Malpighiales; Euphorbiaceae.